AUGAGUAGUUACUUGAAUUGGAGUUGGCUACCCUCAGUUAAUAAUUCUUUUAUGAGCAAUUAUUACUCCAACAAUAAUGUUAAUAAUAAGAUUAAGUCAAAUUCUGAAAACUCGACUUUCUUUGGUUUUUUUGGAGAUAGAACACCAAAGGUCGAAAAGUACUCACUAGAGAAUUUGAGACAAUUAAGCACAUAUUUAAAGAAUUAUUCAGUUAAUGAAGAUGAAGGUGGAACAGUUGAAACGAUGAAAGAGAUGACACAAAUAUUAAUUUGGGAUUUUCUCUUAUCCAAUAACUAUGUUAAUAGUAUUGUAUGGCAUAAAUUUGAUUUUUCUAACGAAGAGAUUUUAGCAUACUAUAUUUAUUUAUUACGUACAUUAUCCUUCAAACUUGAUACAAACACACUUUAUUUCUUCUUUAAUGAGCAAUCAAGUGAUUUUCCUUUAUACUCUGAAGCCAUCAAAUUCUUUAAUUCUGACGAAAGUAUGAUACGUGUUGCUGUCAGGACUAUAACAUUAAAUAUAUUUGCUGUAAAUGACUCUCAAAUGCAUGAUUUAAUAUUGGAUCCUAAAGCAUCACCCUAUUUUUCAAACUUAGUCAACUUUAUUUCAGAUCAUGCUUUUAUUUUGAACAAAAUAAGUUAUUCACCAAAUUAUGAAAAACAAUAUCAAAAAUUUAAUUAUUAUUUGGCAGAACAUUGUGACAACUUUUAUUAUAUAAAUGAUAUUAUACAUUUGGAAAAUUUUAAAAUGAAUGAAAUCUUAACGGUUCAUUUAAUGGAUCUUUUAUUACAACCAAUCUAUGCUGACAGUUUAAUCAAAAAAGAAUUGUUACCUUACAAUCAGACGUCAAGGGUUAAUCCAGUUGUGGCAUUAGCAUUACUAUGCCAUGUUUUACAUAUAUUUCGAUAUCCGAAAUUAGUUACCGCCUUAAUAGCUAUGCUUUUCUCAAAUAGUCCUAAGAUGAUGGAUUAUCCAUUAUCGCCAGCAAGAAUGACUCCUAAUAAUUUGUUACCAUCUGCUGCAUUCAAAUCAAGAAAUCUUUAUCGUGAAGCCAUUAUGGGUUUCUUGAUACCUGAAGAUUCUGAGGAUUGUGAUUAUUUUGAUAUAAACACUUUACCUGCUCUCUGUUUAUUGUAUAUGUCAUGCAGAAACCAUGCAAUUGCACCUGAUGUAUUAAUUGCCACUGAUGUCUAUCCACAAAAAUUACUAAAAACUCGUCGUCUAUUGAACACAUUGACGUCAAAUUUAGAUGAUUAUAACCUACAAGCAACAGCAUCAUCAUCAUCCAACAAUAUUCCAUUUUCAUUACGUGAUAGAAGAAAAUCAAUGGAUUCUUUGUCAUUAACUUCGUCUGUAACAUCGUUACAUUUAAAACAUAUUACCUCCGACACAGAAGAUGAAUUUCAACAUAUACCUAAUAGUUACAAAUCUCUUCACUCGUUAUUUGUUGAUGAUGAUAAUGUGACACAAUAUGGAUCCACUUCAUCUGUCCCUUCUAUAAAGAUAUCUGGACAAAAUAACAAUCAUUCUGAUAUUUGUAAACAGCAUCGUAACUAUCGAUCAGAAUUGGUUCAUACUAUUCUUACUUUGUUAUGUAAAUAUUACCAUUUAUGUAGAUCAAUCACCUUACAGAUGGCUACGGAGGUUCUGUUGGAGCUUUUAUAUUACAAUGGAUCAGGUGAAUGUCUAACUCCAGAUCAGAUUGAAUUAAUGAAUAAAACUGAAAGAGAUUUACAAGAGAAAUUAAAAAAAUAUUUUUCAGAAUCUUCAGAAUUUCCUUUGGAACAAAUCGAAAAAGCUCUCGAAGAAUCAAUGUAUAUUGUUAAAUGUGUCAAAACUCUUAAUUUAAUUCGACAAUCUCGACUAUUAUUAUCACGACAAACAAUAUCCGAAGAAUUCAAUUUUGAAAAUGAUGAAUUAAAUGAAGAUCAAGAAUUGGUAUAUCAUAAUAUAGCAGAUGAAGAAAAAAUUGCAUUAGCAAAAGAAAUGAGCCUAGCACAAAAUCAAGAACAACAUCAUAAAAUCCCAAAAAAUCUAAAUGAUCUAAUUACAGAAUAUGAUAAAUCUCAAAAAAAUAUAGCAGCAGAUUUAAAUAAUAAUAAUGAUGAUGAUUCUACUAUUUCUUCCAACGUUGAAGAACCAGAAAUAUCUGUUGAGAAAAGAAAGCUAACGGUUUUAGAAAAACUUGGGAUUGAAUUAAACGAAUAA
Messenger RNA from Entrophospora candida, 2208 nucleotides. The record is from the annotation of a GenBank genome assembly. Lineage: Eukaryota; Fungi; Glomeromycota; Glomeromycetes; Entrophosporales; Entrophosporaceae.